UUGACUCAGUCGGCAUUGGUUGCGCCGCGAGUGUCACCGCGGCGAACGCGGCGUGACGGCGACUGUCUGACCGCUGAGAGAAAUACUGGGAAGGAGCUGUGCGGAGCCGCUCGCUGUUCAAGAGUCACUCGCCGGCCGCCAUAGACUCCGCCUGGAGUUGCUCGCUGUCCGAAAUUACUCGCCGGCCGCCCCAGACCCCGUCCUGAGUUACUCGCCGGCCGCCACAGGUUCCGUCCGGAACCCUCGCUGGUCGUCACAGUCCCCCGGUCGGAGUUACUCGCCGGCCGCCACAGCACUCCGCCCGCCACCAUGGUCGACCACUAUGCCGUCCUGGAGGUCUCCAAAACGGCCACCACCGAAGAAAUCAGGAGCUCGUUCCGCCGCCUGGCCAGGAAAUGGCACCCGGACAGGAACCCCAACAACCGGGAGGAGGCGUCCAAAAAGUUUCGCCAGCUCUCCGAGUCUUACGAAGUUCUCUCCAAAGGCGAGAAGCGUCGAAACUACGAUCGUGUCCAAGACCUGACAGGCGGCAGCGGGCUCGCUGAGAGCGUGCGAGUCGUUCUUGGUGACGGUCUAGGGGGAAGUGAGAUGCCUGGUUUCAGACAGUUCAUGCAGGACAUGGAAAAUGGCACCCUGCCAUCACAGCUCCAGCAACUUGUGUCUGGAUUGAAAGGGCUGGUCGACGGCUUGGACGUCUCAGAACUAGCCAGGGCGGCGAGCAGAAGCGCCAGAGAGACCAGAGAGACGUCUCCUAAAAAGUCCGACAGCGAAAGCGAAAGCGACAGCGACAGUGACAUCGAAGACAACGACGCUACCGCCGCCGCCGCGGCUGCCGAAGCGAGGUCCGCCGCGGCCCCCGACACCAAAGCUACUACCACCGCACCGGACGCCCCAAAAACAGCCACCACCACCGCCACUGCUACCGACCCUUCCAAAGCUGCUACCACAACCGCCGCCUCAGCUGAAUCUUCCAAAGCAACCGUCACAACCACCACGGCUGGCGGUGCAAAAACAACCGCCACAACCACCACUGCUGACGCAACUAAAACUUCCACCACCAAAACUGCCACCACAGCUUCCACCACCGCUGCCGACGCCCCCAAAACAACCGUUACAACCACCACGGCUGAUGCAGCCAAAACUUCCACUAGCAGUAGCACCGCCAGCACCACCACCGCCACCACAGGCGACUCAGCCAAAACACCCAACCCAGCCAAAACUUCCAACACAGCCGACGCAGCCAAAACAUCCAGCACAGCCGGCGCAGCCCAGACUUCCAGCACAGCCGCCGCCGGUGACCGUGACGCUGGCGCCGCGCGACUGUUGGCGGAGCGCCGCGAGAGGCUGGCGGCGGCUGCGGAGGCGCGGAUGAAGGCCAAUUCAGCAGAGGUGACUGAUAAAACAACGGAACGGAAGGCAGCGGCCGCUGCAGACCAGGACAGAGUGACCAGGAAAUCAGAUGGAGAACGAGCUGAAAAGAAGUCAAAAAGAGAUAAAACGGCAGAAAAGUCGAAAAGAGAGAGGAAGGCGGAGAGGACGGAUAAAGAUAAAGCGGCAAAAAACUCGGAAGGCAAAAGGUCGGCGAAAAAGGAUAGAGCGAUGUCAGAGGAGCGACAGGACAAGCAUAGAAAGGCAGAUAAGACGGACAGAGAGAGGAAAAGGAGAGACGAACGGAAGAAAGAGACUGAUGGCGCUGCGGCGAGUGCGCCGGCUGCGGCGGCGGGCUCGACGACGGGCUUGGCGGAGUGGAGCUGGCUGGACAAAGCGCUGCGCCGGGCAAUGGCAGACGGGCUGCAAGGCCUUCCCCCUGCCAACGGCGACCGUCAGCUGGGAGCAGACAUAGCCGCCGCCCUAGGUCGGGCAGCGGCUGAGGCCGGCAUCGGAGCUCCCCGCAGGCAACAGGAACAAAAGUUUAUCGGUAUUUCAUUGGACGUCAACCACUAUGAAGUUCUUGAAGUGCCACGCACUGCUACUAUUGACGAGAUCAAGACAGCGUACCGUCGUAUGGCGAGGCUAUGGCACCCAGACAAGCAUAGCAACAACAAGGAGGAGGCAUCGAAAAAGUUCCAGCAAAUUUCAGAUUCCUACAGCGUCCUGUCCAAUGAGACUAAACGAAGACUUUACGACCAGCUCACUGGCGCCUCGUCGUCUGACUAGAAACCCGUGCAAACUUUGCAGUGUGAUUGUGUCAUCCGCCGGGCCAUCCGUCUGCUCAUCGUUCGAAGAUGACGCCGUGUUCGUCUUACGCUAAGCGCUGGUGUUAAGACACGGUACAUAAGUUCCGAGCUGAGGAGUGGCGCCACUGGAAGAACCAAACUGCCUGUGCAAUCGCCAACUGUCGCCCGUGACCUGCGGUGUGAGCUGUAAAACACAUAAUGUGUCUACCCCGCCCCGUCCCUGGUCGCAGGAAGGGGGUGCUGGCUGCUGCUGACGUGUCGGAUGGCCGCGCUCCCGUACAGUGGGUGUACUGAGGUCCUGUUUGAUCGAACCCUACAUUUACCGAACAUUUACUGGGGCCAGGAACCGAGCCAUGGAACCAGGCCGACUGUCAUAGUGGGGUGUCAGGUUAUUUGAGAUGUCAUCUGUAAGAAUGGAGGCUCCGAUGUCUGCUGAUAAACCAUGAAUUAUGGUAUGUAAAUGAAAUGCUUACAGAGAAA
Amphibalanus amphitrite is the source of this 2657-nucleotide messenger RNA. RefSeq names its product prophage side tail fiber protein homolog StfR-like. The record is from RefSeq and is a predicted model, not a curated record. NCBI's taxonomy places the organism in Eukaryota, Metazoa, Arthropoda, Thecostraca, Balanomorpha, Balanidae. The coding region runs from base 310 to 2157 and encodes 615 amino acids. The transcript is spliced from 9 exons.